GCAGGGCUGACUGAUUUCUCCUCGUCUGUUCGGCUCUGCAGCUCCUCAGCUCUCGCUCGUCUGCAGCUAGUCCUGUUUUAGUUAAAUAGUUGUUUAUUUAGUUUGUUGGCUAGUUAGUUUGUUAGCUAGCUAGUCAGGGGUUUGAUGAGGACUCGGAUCGGGCUGUGUGUCUCAGUCUGCUUCAGCAGGGAAGAUGAGCGGAGAUUCAGACGUUCCUCAAGAUCUGCGCGAGAGCGUUCAGGAUGCCGUCGGGCUGCAGCUGAAGGUGUGUUUCCUCAAAAAGGUGAACUUGGAGGUCAAAGGUGACAAACUGGAGAGCAGAGUCCUGGCUCUCGCUCCUCACCGAGUGUUUCUGCUGAGCACACGAGUCCCUGCUAAAGUGGAUCAGUCCUUCAGUGUGUUUGACAUCCAGAGCAUCAGCAGCAUCAGACAGAAGCAGAGAGCAGACUGA
Danio rerio (zebrafish) is the source of this 451-nucleotide messenger RNA. The record is from RefSeq and is a predicted model, not a curated record. NCBI's taxonomy places the organism in Eukaryota, Metazoa, Chordata, Actinopteri, Cypriniformes, Danionidae.